Molecule: messenger RNA, 960 nt
Organism: Fusarium subglutinans
Lineage: Eukaryota; Fungi; Ascomycota; Sordariomycetes; Hypocreales; Nectriaceae
Product: Allergen Asp f 4
Exons: 1
Coding region: 1-960 (319 amino acids)
Cellular component (GO): extracellular region
Molecular function (GO): IgE binding
Source: RefSeq, a predicted model, not a curated record
AUGAAGGUCUCUUCUUCCGUUGUCAUUCUGGCGGCCGCCCUCGGCGUCUCUGCCCACCCCAGCGGCCACGCUCACCAGCGUGCUCACGCCAAGCGCGACUUCGUCGUUGCCAACAAGCCCGUCACCGUUGUUGAGUACGCUACUCAGGUCGUCACCGCCGACGCCGCCCCUGCUACCGCUGUCCCUGAGGCUCCCGCCUCUCCCAAGGUCGAUGCCGACACCGUCCCCAAGGCUGCCACCAGCGCUCCCGCCGCUGUUGCUUCCACUCCUGCCAAGUCCAACAAGAACAAGGGCAAGAAGCACAACUCCAGCUCCAGCUCCGGUUCAGGUUACAAGGCUUUCUGCGGUGGCAAGAAGGCCAAGCGUGCCACUCUCGAGGACAUUGCUUCCGUUGGCAACACUGGUGUUCCCGGUGACUUUGGCUGCAACAUCAUGAGUGUCGAUGCGGAUGUCGCCGACAAGUACGACUACACUGUCACCUUCAACAACGACCACGAUGGCGACAAGGAGUGUGCUUGCUGGAACAAGAUCGGACCUGAUGGCAAGAUCGACGGUUUCUUCGCCCAGAACGUUGCUCUGGAGUUUACUGUUGCCGCCUCCAGCUCGCAAGUUGUUGCUUUCGACAGCGACUCCCAGGGUGGCUGCGCUUGUGCCACCGGUAAGGUCCCCACCACAAAAGACAACCUGUGGGCCGGUACUUGGCUCGAGUUCGACUUCGGCAGCACACGAAACAAGAACUGGUCUGGCGCUGACGCCUCUUGCCUUGUCUCUGCCGCCGCAAAGCUCGACAUCCCCGGUCUCCGAGUCUGCGACACCUCCGACAACACUUGCUCUACCAUCAACCCCGGUGGCACUGGCGAGAACGCCUACCUCGGUGGCAUGGAGGCUGAGGACGGCAUUGGCAUCAACACUCCCGCCAAGCAGGUCCGCCUCACCGUCGACAUUGACUACUCCGCUUAA